AUGGCAGAUGUACACUUUCGCUUCCAUGAUUUUGAUAGGAGACAUGAUUUCGAGGUUCGAUUCCAAGGGGAUGUGAAUGCGGGGGGUACAAGGGCAGAUAUUGCAGAAUUGAGGGCGGAAGUUAGGAGAGUACGGGAUGAAUUGCGACAUCAAGAGGAGAGAUCUUUAGCAUUAGGGAAUGAAGUUGGAGGGAUGAGAAGGGAAAUUAGGGACGUGAGGGAAGAGCUGAGGAUGACGAGGAGAGAGCUCUGGGGGACUAGGGCAGAAAUGUUGAGGCUCAGAAAUGAAGGCAUGCAAAAUAGGGGAGACUUAAGAGGCUUAAGACAGGAUCUUCUGGAUUUGGAAGGGGAGAUUAUGGGGUUGAGGGGUGAAAUGAGGAAUGGGAUCAGAGGUAUAAGGGAAAUGAGGGAAGAGGUUUUAGAUUUCAUGGAUGAAGUUGAGAGGGGACAAAGAGAAAGGUUGAGAGAUGCUACCAUGGCUAUUGAAAGAUUGAGAAGAGAGCUUAUGGAAGAACUGACUAGGAGGGAUGCGAACAACGUUCAAAUAGAGCUACGAUUAAUAGAGGAACUAGCGAGGCGGGAUGCGAAUAGCGUUCAAAUGGAAGUACGAAUAAUGGAAGAAUUUGAGAGGAGAGAUGAGUACAAUAUUCGGAUGGAACGGCGGCUGAUGGGAGAAGUUCAAGAUCUUAAAACGAGGAACGCAGAAAGAUCAGAGAGGGAAAAUGAGUUGAUAAAUGAUGUGGAUAAUCUAAAAAGUGGCAAUUUGGAGAAUGAACGGGCAAUGAGAGGUGAAAUUGAAAGUCUGGGCAAUAGGAUGGACGCUUUGGCGCUGGAAAAUGGGGGGUUGAUGGAAAGAGUAACGUGGUUGGAGACGCCAGGACCUGAAAUUGAGGAAGAUGUCGAGCCAGUGGAUGACCAGGUAGUCAAUAAUAUGGCUGAAGAACGGCACGAUAAAGGAAGCCGAAAGAAACGUAAGAAAGAAGGAUGCCGGUGGCCGAGAUUCUAUACCAGAAGUAAGAAACAUAGCAUUAGAAGGAGCUAG
Molecule: messenger RNA, 1041 nt
Organism: Botrytis sinoallii
Lineage: Eukaryota; Fungi; Ascomycota; Leotiomycetes; Helotiales; Sclerotiniaceae
Exons: 1
Coding region: 1-1041 (346 amino acids)
Source: RefSeq, a predicted model, not a curated record